Messenger RNA from Sander lucioperca (pikeperch), 2412 nucleotides. RefSeq names its product dual specificity phosphatase 16 (gene dusp16). The record is from RefSeq and is a predicted model, not a curated record. Gene Ontology annotation, molecular function: MAP kinase tyrosine/serine/threonine phosphatase activity; protein tyrosine/threonine phosphatase activity. The coding region runs from base 160 to 2103 and encodes 647 amino acids. The transcript has 8 exons. Gene Ontology annotation, biological process: negative regulation of MAPK cascade; protein dephosphorylation. Lineage: Eukaryota; Metazoa; Chordata; Actinopteri; Perciformes; Percidae. Gene Ontology annotation, cellular component: cytoplasm; nucleus.
CACACACACACAGAGACACACACAGAGACACACACAGAGACACACACACAAACACACACACACAGACACACACACACACACACACACACGGUAUUUGUACCGGUAUCAAACGUUUUUGAGCGAUACCCAGCCGUAGGUGGGAGGGGGAAGUAGUCGGACAUGUCGAAGCAUCCUGUGGGACCGGCGCCUGGGCCCGGAGCGGUGCGGCCCGGAGCGGUGCGGCCCAUUGGGGCGGAGGCUCUGGUGGCGCUGCUGGAGGGCGGGCUGGACCGCGUGGUGCUGAUAGACAGCCGGCCCUUCGUGGACUACAACGCCUCGCACGUCCUGGAGGCCGUCAACGUCAACUGCUCCAAGCUCAUGAAGAGACGACUGCAGCAGGACAAAGUCCUGAUCACUGAGCUGCUGCAGCACUCAGCCAAGAAGAAGUUGGAGCUGCAGGGCGAUCAGGAGGUCGUCGUUUACGAUCAGAGUUCUUCAGAUCCAGCGGCUCUCGGCGCCGAGUCUUUCCUCAGCGUCCUGCUGGUGAAACUGGCGAGGAGCUUCCCCUCCGUACACCUGCUCUCAGGUGGAUUCUCCGAGUUCUCCCAUCUGUUUCCUGGUCUGUGUGAGGGGAAGUCCACUCUGGUCCCCUCGUGCAUCUCUCAGCCCUGCCUGCCGGUCACAAACAUCGGGCCGACCCGCAUCCUGCCUCACCUGUACCUGGGCUGCCAGAGGGACGUCCUCAACAAGGAUCUGAUGCAGCAGAACGACAUCGUCUACGUCCUGAACGCCAGCAACACCUGCCCCAAACCGGACUUCAUCCCCGAGUCCCACUUCCUGCGGGUUCCCGUCAACGACUCGUUCUGUGAGAAGAUCCUGCCCUGGUUGGACAGAUCGGUGGAGUUCAUAGAGAAGGCGAAAGCGUCCAACGCCCGCGUCCUGGUUCACUGUCUGGCGGGAAUCUCUCGCUCCGCCACCAUCGCCAUCGCCUACAUCAUGAAGAGGAUGGACAUGUCUCUGGACGAGGCGUACAGGUUUGUGAAGGAGAAGCGGCCGACCAUUUCUCCCAACUUUAACUUCCUGGGUCAGCUGCUGGACUUUGAGAAGAAGAUAAAGAGUCCUCACGGUACCGAAGCCAAACUCAAGUCCGUCCAUCCUGCCGAGUCCAGCGGAGACGUCCCCGAGCAGCCCGAGGCCCCGGAGCCCUCGGCGCCGCUGGAGCCCCUCACCCUGCCCUGUGUUUUAGCCGACGCCCCCGAGGAGCGCCUGCUGGCUCAGGCUCUGAGCGGCCUGCAGCUCGCCUCCGCUGGCGCCGACGGACCCGAAGACAGCGCCCGGCUGAAGCGCUCCUUCUCUCUGGACAUCAAGUCGUACGGCGAGCCGGUAGGGAGCGCUACGUACAGCCGUGGAGCCGGAGACACCGUGGAGUACUUCAAACCGCCAGGCUUCAAAGAGCCGGCCAGCAAACCGUGCCAGUUCUCCCCGGUGCAAGAAGUCUCGGAGCAGUCCACUCCGGAGCAGAGCCCCGACAAAGACGAAGUCAACGGGGAGCGAGUCGCACCACCUCAGCCCGCGCCGACCUCCAGCAGUGGCUUCAAACCCCCGGCCGCCACCCCCAACUGUUCGCAGCCGUUGCACCGGAGCGGCAGUAUGGAGGAGAACGCCACCAGCUUCCUGUUCGGCCUCUCCCGCAGCCAGCAGCAUCUGGCCAAACCGGGCUCCGCUGGCAGCGGGCUGAAAGGCUGGCACUCUGACAUCCUGCUGGGCCCCGUCACCGUGUCCACUGCCUCCCUCGCUGGCGGCUGGUACCUGUCCUCCGACUCCACCCGCUUCUACUCCGCCUCGGCCGUCCUGAGCGGUGCCAGCAGCGCUGGCUUCGCGGCCUACGGUUGCAGCCACGGCCUGGAAGAGGUGCACCGACGGCGCAGCCGGCAGAGGACGGGCGACCGCGGAGACUCGAGGAGGAGCUGGCACGAAGAGAGCAGCUUCGAGAAGCAGCUGAAGAGACGCAGCUGUCAGAUGGAGUUCGGGGACGGGAGGACGGACGGCAGCAGAGAGGAGAUGGGAAAGGUGGGGAGCCAGUCGAGCUUCUCCGGCAGCGUGGAGAUCAUCGAGGUCUCCUGAGACUCUGAGAGACUGAGACUCUGAGAGACUGAGACUCUGAGAGACUGAGACAGACUCUGAGAGACUGAGACAGACUGAGAGUCUGAGACUCUCUGAGAGACUGAGACUCUCUGAGAGACUGAGGGCGUUUUCACACCUACAGUUCGUCUGCUUUCGAGUUUGUAAACUUGCUUCGGUUUCUUUUCACACGGAGAAAACUCCAAGCGAACUAAAAUGCAUUACUACAAACCACGCAACAACACCUCCGCUUAUUGGCCGGCGACAAAAACGUCGAACAACGCGACACAAACGUCACCAAAGGUGACAUUA